Messenger RNA from Branchiostoma floridae (Florida lancelet), 260 nucleotides. Its product is annotated as rap guanine nucleotide exchange factor 4-like. The transcript is spliced from 3 exons. Gene Ontology annotation, molecular function: cAMP binding. NCBI's taxonomy places the organism in Eukaryota, Metazoa, Chordata, Leptocardii, Amphioxiformes, Branchiostomatidae. The record is from RefSeq and is a predicted model, not a curated record. Gene Ontology annotation, biological process: spermatogenesis. Bases 15 to 260 code for a protein of 81 amino acids.
UCCGUCAGGGUGAUAUGGGAACAAACUGGUACGCGGUGCUGACGGGUUCGCUCGAUGUACAGGUGUCAGAAACAGGUACGGGCCAGUACUAUGCCCUGUCGGACAACAUCGUGAUCUGCACGCUGGGGGUGGGGACGGCGUUCGGAGAGUCGAUCCUGAAUGACAUCCCCAGGCACGCGACCGUGGUGACCGGAGAGUUCUGCGAACUGCUCAGGAUAGAACAGAAAGACUUCAAGACAAUAUGGGAUAGUGGAACAUAG